AACCCUAUCCGCUCAACUGCACACAUUCCGAUCCAAUCUUGCGAACCGAAGACAUGGCUUAUUCGCCGUCAAAUACCCCUGCCGGCGACCUCUCUCUUCCGUUGCCGAUAAAUUCUAGGUAGCAAUUUCCCCAAUUCCAGCGGCCAUUCUUCAUUUUUCAAGUUUCCGACCAUCACAAUUGCAUUCCAUUGCCUUACCCUUAUGGUAGAUGAUAUCUUUCGCCGAUCUCCACAAAUAGCUUUAUCUGUUACUGUUACUUCCUCUCCAACCCCAUGCCUGCAAUGAAGAAGAAUGCUGUGUGCUUCGGGAUUGGGCAGUUAUUCAAUAAAUUGGCGAAGGAGAUCGGAAGCCCGGUUGAUUUUGAACUUCCUGAAUCUUUCAAUAAGUGGAAACCGACGUCUUCUUACUCCACUAUCAGACGCAAUGUAUAUCUUACUAAGAGGAUUAAAAGGCGCCUUGAGGAUGAUGGCAUCUUUUGUUCCUGCAGUUCAUCAACCGGGUCUUCUGGUGCUUGCAGUAAAGAUUGCCUCUGCAGCAUGCUACUGUCUAGCUGUUCUUCGGGCUGUAAAUGUGGGAGCUCAUGUCUAAAUAAACCAUUUCAUCAAAGGCCCGUGAAGAAGAUGAAGACUGUGCAGACUGAGAAAUGUGGAAUGGGUGUUGUGGCGGAAGAAGACAUCAAUGUAGGAGAUUUUGUGAUAGAAUAUGUUGGAGAAGUUAUUGAUGACAAGACAUGUGAGGAAAGACUCUGGAAAAUGAAACACCGUGGGGAAACAAAUUUUUACCUAUGUGAAAUCAACCGAGACAUGGUUAUUGAUGCAACUUAUAAAGGCAACAAGUCUAGAUACAUUAAUCACAGUUGCUGUCCAAAUACUGAAAUGCAGAAAUGGAUGAUUGAUGGUGAAACAAGGAUAGGGAUAUUUGCAACCUGUGAUAUUAAGAAGGGCGAGUAUCUGACAUAUGACUACCAGUUUGUGCAGUUUGGCGCAGAUCAAGAUUGCCACUGUGGUGCUGCAGGUUGUCGGAAGAAGUUGGGAGUUAAACCCAGUAAACCCAAACCUUCUUCAGAUGCUGCUUUGAAAAUAGUAACAUGUCAAGUGGCUGCAAACUGUCCAAAACUGAAAGCAGUUGCGACAAAUAAACCUGUCAAUGUGAAUGGAGUUCCUGUCACAGCAGAAUGUUUGAGUCAGGAUCCUUCAAAGUGGAAAAAGAGGCGCCUGAAUUGCAUUGGUUCCGUAAUUAGAAUUGAUCAAAUAUCAGAUAGAAGGUCCUUCGGGAUAAUAAGACGCUUUGAUAAUGAUAGGAGAAAACAUUUGAUCAUGUUUGAAGAUGGGAAUUCUGAGUUCCUGGACCUCUCAAAAGAAGAAUGGGAAUUUUGUAAUUUUUAAAUAUGAUUCAGGGGAGCAUCGACUGUUUAGAGUAGAAGUUGGAAGAUUGUUUGUUAUACACACACAAUAGGUAUACUGUGAGCCCGUGAGGCCGUCUUCUAGUAAAUGUCGAUUUCCCAAAAGUUAGAUGAUAUUUUCUGUACUAAUGUCCAGUCCAAUAUGUUGUACUAUUAUGUACUUUGAUUGUAAUAGCAUAGAGUGUAAUAUUACCUAAAAUAUUUUUAAUUGAAACUACAUACUACUAAUUGAGUAUUGUCU
Molecule: messenger RNA, 1643 nt
Organism: Salvia hispanica
Lineage: Eukaryota; Viridiplantae; Streptophyta; Magnoliopsida; Lamiales; Lamiaceae
Product: histone-lysine N-methyltransferase ASHH3
Cellular component (GO): nucleus
Molecular function (GO): histone methyltransferase activity; protein binding
Source: RefSeq, a predicted model, not a curated record